UAGAAAAAAUAUUCUAAGAAUUAGGGGAUAAUUGUUACAUCCUCUCCGCGCCGUUCAUUCAUUUGGGAUUUGCGAAGAAGAACAGCGCAGCAUAUGGUUCCGUUCGAUGGCUAUUUCUUUCCCCAGCUUCAAUCCAAUCCUGCAGGGAAAGGGAAUGAGUGUCCACAAGUUUCUUCGUUUCACUUAUCCCUCGCAUAAGGCGUUGUUUGGCAGGGAUCUGAAGGAGAACAAGAGGAAUUCAAAUUCAAGAGUCGCAAAUAACGACCCUUCGUCCGGAGAGAACAAACCGACAACCGACUCGUCACCUUCUUCCCCUGCAAAACCAUCCUUUAAAAAGUCUUCUCCUCUAACAGUUAGAGACAAACUCAGGGCUGCUCGUGUUCUCAACCGUUACAAUGAGCCAAACACGGCCUUAGAUAAACCGGUGAUGGGAAACAAACUGUUUGAUGUUUUGCGCGAGGCUGAAAAGGGGAAGAAGAGAGGCCUCCCGGAGGCGCCAAAUAAUCUAUUCGACGAUGAAAACCGUGGGCUUCCGAAGCCAGGGUUGACUUUCGACUUCCCGGGAGGGUUUGACCUUUUCCUUAUUGCGUUUUCGUUUGUUUUCAUCAGCACGGUCAUGUUUGGCACGACGUACAUUGUGUGGAAAAUUGGUGCCAUUCAUUUCAAUGAGUACUAGUUGAGGUGUGUUUGUGAUACAUAUCUUAUAUAAUAUGGAUUAAUUAACAACUUUUAGCUAUCAUGUAGCAUUUCAAUUGAAUUUAGUUUAGAUUAGUUCAGUAAAUUUCAAACGAAAAAGAGCUCUCUUUUGUUGUCUGGGGUUUCUCUCAUGGCUGCCCCCGCCGCCGCCGCCGCCGUUCGAAGAAGUUGAAGACGAAGAGAUGAUGAUGAGAUCAUGUGGUGGCGGAGGAGGUUCAAAAACCGCCUCGAAAAGCCACAGCCAGGCGGAGAAACGCCGCAGAGACAGAAUCAACGCUCAGCUCGCCACUCUCAGAAAACUCAUCCCCAUGUCUCAUAAGGCAACUGGUAAAAAUUACACAAGGUACGUUUCAUUUGGGGAGGAAAUUAUAGAAAAAAUUAGUACCAAAAAAUUGGUUACUCCGUCUUAGAAAUCAUGAUAUAUUCCUUUUAACGCUCCGGGGCUAAUAAGAUUAUUCAAAUAACCCUUUUAUUUGUGGUUUAAAAAAAAAACCCUUUUAUUUGUAGUUUUGUGCACAUAUAAACGUCAUUUUAUCUGCCAAAAGAAGGCUAGAUUUGAACUUUGAUACCCAAAGAUUCAAUGGGGGCAACCCUAGCACUUUCACAAAAGGAAAUAGAUACCCAAACAAUGCAUAUACUCCACCAAUUAAGAGUGAAGAAAUGGUUGUCACAAACACAAUAGUAAAGACGUAGUAUACUUUGUUUCAAUUUAAGUUGUGUAUUUUUUUGUGUAGAAAUAUUAUUAUAAUUGAACUUGAUUUUUGUUAAAAAUAUAGAGUCUACUAGUCUAACCUAAUAGUGAGUCUAUUUAAAACGAGCCCAUUAACUUAAAACCUAAAACAUAUCCUAAUACUUCCCUCAAGUUGAGAAUAAGGAUCAUGAAUAAAGACAUAGGACAAUAAUAAAGCUAAAACUUGAAAUUAAAAUACCUCGAUAAAUAACUUUGAUAAAACUUUGAUUUGUCAUGCUAACAACGAUUUUAAUGACGAAUGACUCUUAUGUGAGACGACUAACAAACGGACAGAAUGUUGUUGGACUGAGGUUCGCCUACCGAUCCUAAAACUGACAUGCCGUACACACGGUUGGUUGGACCACAUACCAAAAAGCAACCAAAAAACGAUGUCAUAAAGACGUCAUAGAAAAGGUUCGGUUUGAUAAUGAAAACCUUCUUCCAUGGACUAUAGCCAAAAGCAAAGUCAAUUCAAAUCAAAACUAGACUUCUUGUUUUCAAUCGGCACAAAUUAAACUCCAAAUCUUCACAAAGGGUAGUGGAUUAGCUAUAGCGGUUGUUGAUUUUGUGAAAGAACAUAUUGGCGAUAUUACAUCCAAGAUUCUUCAAAAUAUAUUAUAUUGUUUUUU
This is a messenger RNA of Cuscuta campestris, 2055 nucleotides long. The record is from the annotation of a GenBank genome assembly. Lineage: Eukaryota; Viridiplantae; Streptophyta; Magnoliopsida; Solanales; Convolvulaceae.